AACAGAUUAUCACGGAUCUUCGGUUGGAGGAGCUGCUGGAUAUGCCGGUUGCAAACCUGAGCAACGGCCAGACCAGGCGGACUCGGAUUGCGAAAGCCCUGCUCAACAAGCCUGAAGUCCUUCUCCUCGACGAUCCAUUCAUGGGCCUCGACCCGGCCGCCGUCAGACACAUCUCGAGCAUCCUUGAACACAUGGCAUUACGGUCAAGCCCCCGCGUCAUCUUCUCUUUCCGACCCCAAGAUCCCAUCCCCGACUGGAUCACGCACAUCAUGGUCCUCGGAAACCACAACCGUAUCCUGUUGCAAGCACCCAAGGAGGAAGCGAAGCGUGUGUUCGAGAUUUGGAGGAGACGCGCCGAGUACGAGAAGCCCCUCAGCCGGGCCGACGAAUGGACCCGGCGGACCGAUCAGGAGACCCAAAAACAGUUGAAAGGCGGCUAUUUGACCCGGCAAAUGUUGCGGGACAUGCGCAUCUCCCAUCAGAAGCCCAGAGUGAACAACCAGUACGAGCCCCCGGUCUAUCGUGCCAGUGGUGGUGAACCGAUCAUCGAGAUGGACGGCGUGCGCGUUCAAUACGGCGACAAAUGCGUCCUAGGACACUGGAGGCAAAACGUCUCCGGGGAAGCCAAAGAGGGCCUUCACUGGACGGUGCGUCGUGGCCAACGCUGGGCCAUCCUGGGCGCCAACGGAUCCGGCAAGACGACCCUCAUCUCUUUGAUCACGUCGGACCACCCGCAAACCUACGCCCUCCCCAUCCGCCUCUUCGGCCGCUCGCGCCUCCCGGAGGCCGGCCAGCCGGGGCUCUCCAUCUUCGAGCUGCAGUCGCGCAUCGGGCACUCGUCCCCCGAGAUCCACGCGUUCUUCCCCCGCCAGCUCACCAUCCGACAGGCCAUCGAGUCCGCCUUCUCCGACACCUUCCUCACGCGGCCUCGCCUCACCCACGAACAGGACCUGGAUGUCAACGCCUUCCUGCGCUUCUUCGCCCCCGAACUCAACCCAGACGGCCACCACGGGCCCCCAACCAAAGUCACGAUGCCCGACAACCAGCUCUUCCCCCCCCUCGUCAAAGAAACCCUCAAGACCGACUUCUACAACCCCGACGACGGCGUCGAAUACGCCGACACCAUCAUCUUCGGCGACCUCAGCACCGCCCUGCAGCGCCUCGUGCUGCUCCUCCGCGCCCUGGUCUCCCGCCCGGACAUCGUCAUCCUCGACGAAGCCCUCUCCGGCAUGCCCGCCUCCCUCCGCGACAAAUGCCUCACCUUCAUCGACCAGGGCGAGUGGUGCGUCAAACACCGCGUCCACAUCCAAACCGCCGACAACGCCCGCUUCCGCGGCCUCUCCGACAACCAGGCCCUCCUCACCAUCGCCCACUCCAACGAGGAUAUCCCCAGCUCCGUCCGCUACUUCAUGCGUCUCCCCUCCGGCUCCGAACGCAAAGAGAAACUCGAUUUCCGCUUCGGUGUCCUCAAGCCCGAGAGUCAGUGGGAUAACCUCCGCGUGUGGAAUCGUAACUGGUCCCUGCUUUAUUGGAAGAAGGAUAGGGAGAGGGUCGAGAAGAACUUCUUUGAUGCGGAUAUGCCCGUUAGGGAUGAUGCGGAGAAGUAUGAGUGGUGGCAUAUUUGAUUGGCAUUUAUAAUAUAUAUAUAUAUGUGUGUGUGUGCGUGUGUGUGUGUGUUUAGAUCAGGGGUAUAUAUGGAUAGCGUGCUGUUUUAUAGAUUAUUGGGUUAGAGGUGGUUGGUUAGAUGGGAUAGUGUUCUCAGUUGUAUGAUAGUGAUGGGAUUAGCAGUAGAAGUGCCGAGAUUGGACUGUACUGUGCUGGACUGUAAUUUACUGUAUUUUAUGCAUGCAUACAUAGAAAACCACUGACCUGACAGAGAG
Messenger RNA from Aspergillus heteromorphus CBS 117.55, 1880 nucleotides. RefSeq names its product putative ABC transporter. The record is from RefSeq and is a predicted model, not a curated record. Gene Ontology annotation, cellular component: mitochondrion. Lineage: Eukaryota; Fungi; Ascomycota; Eurotiomycetes; Eurotiales; Aspergillaceae. The transcript has 2 exons. Bases 42 to 1625 code for a protein of 527 amino acids. Gene Ontology annotation, molecular function: ATP binding; ATP hydrolysis activity.